AGUCAUUCAAGUGUUGGAGAGAAAAGGGGGCAUCCUGUUAUUGAAAUUAUGAAAGAGUCCCCCACCUGCUUUGGUGCCUAACCAAGAGGUACUACAGCAGACUCCUCUUGCCAGCUCAGAGAGGCGAUUGUUCUGCGGUCCACAGCUCAACAAACUGAGAACACCCAAGAUGGAAAAAAGAGAGCUAAAGGCCUUUGUUCCAAAAUUCGACAAGGUUCCUUGGCUUAGUGAGGCCAGCCUGGUAAACAAGCCUCUGGUGCUCAGCAUCCCUGGGAGAUAUCAUGCCUCUGCCACUGUUCUGACUUUAUCCAAGAAGGAUAUGGAUUUGCCAAAUUUGCUUCAGGUUCCAGAUGUCAUAUUGAAGGCCAGAAAAUGCGAGCAUGAAAAUCUGUCGCCCAGGAACAAGCAACUGUACCACUCCACAUGUCGAGAAAUGAAAACGGUACAGCCGAAAAAUUUCAUAAUCCCAGACCAUGAGAAACCAUCCUUCCAGAAUUCUGUAAAUCCCAGAGUGAUGCUCCUUCGUCAUUCCAAUGUCCAGCAGUUUAGUCAUCCCUGCAAUGACAUCCCAACAGAGAGCAUUCGCUACAGACUGCCCAUUAUGGGCCCCAGGACUGCUAUCUUCCACAGGCUGUUGUCCAGUGCCUACAAAACUCCUCAGGAGACUCAAGGCCUCUCCUUCCCCAGAAAGAAACUAAUGAACAAGACCGUGAAGCAGUGAGUGGUCAGAGCUAAUUACCCCAAACUUUCAGGGAAAAGACCACCUCUCCAAGCUGUUUUGAUGCUGGUGCCUUCCUGUAGUCUCGUAUCUCCCAAAAGAUGAUUCACCCUUUCCUUCCUACAUGCUGCUAUUCUAGCUCUUCCCACUUUUUCCUAAAGAGAAAAUGAUUUACUUUACAUAAAUAUAAAGAUUUAUUGA
Molecule: messenger RNA, 919 nt
Organism: Microtus ochrogaster (prairie vole)
Lineage: Eukaryota; Metazoa; Chordata; Mammalia; Rodentia; Cricetidae
Gene: C5H1orf105
Product: chromosome 5 C1orf105 homolog
Source: RefSeq, a predicted model, not a curated record